Messenger RNA from Prunus dulcis (almond), 1662 nucleotides. Its product is annotated as probable sodium/metabolite cotransporter BASS4, chloroplastic. The record is from RefSeq and is a predicted model, not a curated record. The transcript has 15 exons. Bases 42 to 1295 code for a protein of 417 amino acids. NCBI's taxonomy places the organism in Eukaryota, Viridiplantae, Streptophyta, Magnoliopsida, Rosales, Rosaceae. Gene Ontology annotation, cellular component: chloroplast envelope.
GAAGGUUGUUGCAAAUCACUCAAUUGUUCUUUGUAAUUCCCAUGGCGGGAACCAUCCAUGCCCUAAUUCUCACACCUCGACCCGCCAAAUUGUUGCCGUUUGCUCACCGAAUCCCACAUUUUCCGUCCAAACAUGCGGCAUUCCGUUUCAAUUUUCAACUUAGCCGCUCCAUUUCGAAACCCGUCAAAGCUUGCCAACAGUCCGAUCAGAUAGAUGGUGAUGGAAAGAAAGCUCAUAACGAUUCUGGUUCAGUGAAGGGCUUGAGUUGGGCUAAACCAUUGUCGAAUUUCGUGGCGAAUAAUUUUCUUCCCUUAGCUCUUGUUGGUGGAGUAGCUUUAGGGAUGGCAAAUCCUAGUCUAGGUUGUCUGGCUGAUACGUAUUCUUUGUCAAAAUUUAGCACGUUUGGGAUUUUUAUCAUCUCAGGGUUGACCUUGCACACUGGAGAAAUUGUUGCAGCUGCACAAGCAUGGCCUGCCGGAAUCUUCGGGCUAGUCUCCAUUCUUUUAUUUACUCCAUAUUUUUCGAGGAUAAUAUUGCAACUGCAGCUCCAACCUCCAGAGUUUGUUAGAGGGCUUGCAAUAUUUUGUUGUAUGCCAACUACACUAUCAAGUGGAGUGGCACUUGCUCAGCUUGCAGGGGCCAAUUCUGCUCUUGCUCUUGCCAUUACUGUGAUCAGUAACCUUUUAGGAAUUUUGAUUGUCCCAUUUUCUAUAUCAAAAUACAUAGCUGGUGGAGUUGGUGUAUCUGUUCCAACUAAGCAACUGUUCAAAAGUCUUGUUCUAACAUUGUUGAUCCCCCUAAUCUUGGGGAAGAUUUUUCGAGAAUCCUUCAGAGGUGUUGCAGACUUUGUUGAUCAAAACCGUAAGCUUCUUUCUAAGAUCAGUGCAGUCUUCCUCAGUUUAGUGCCAUGGAUACAAGUUAGUAGGUCGAGGUCACUGCUGUUGAUGGUUAAGCCUCCAGUUUUUCUUGUGGCUAUUGGAAUGGGAGUACUUCUGCACCUCAUCUUGUUAGCCUUUAAUGCUCUUGCUCUAAAGGGCAUCUCAGCUGUCUCUGGUGGCAGUCGAUCAGUGUUUUCCAAGGAAGAAAAUGCCAAUGCUGUUCUCCUUGUUGCGAGCCAGAAAACUCUGCCUGUAAUGGUGGCUGUAGUGGAGCAACUUGGUGGUGCACUGGGUGAAUCUGGUUUGCUUGUUGUUCCUUGUGUUGCAGCACACUUAAAUCAGAUUAUUAUUGACUCGUUUCUUGUUAACUUCUGGCUUCGGAAGGACCUCUCGACUGACAGUACAAAGGUAUCUUGAGUACUGGAAAUGUGGCUCAUGUGUACGAAGGUAUCUUGAGUAUUGGAAGGACCUGUCGACCUCUCGACCUCUCGACAGUACAAUGCUCAGCGUGCUUUCUCUUUGUUAUGGUGGCAAGUAAAUAGUCAGCUCUUUACUUCUUCGAAAGGGUUGAGUUCGACAUGAUUGUGCAGUGAGAUGUCUCUCUCUUUAGUUGCCACGUGUCAGUCGGGAGAGAGAGAGAGAGAGAGAGAGAGAGAGAGAGAGAGAGAGAUCUUGUGUUUUGAAAUGUACCUUGUAAAAGUAAUUACUUCAAAUGACUAUUGUGGUCAAGGAGCAAAGCUAUUCCGAGUCGCCCAAAGCGACUCUGAAUUCACUCUCUUUUCAA